Nomia melanderi (Alkali bee) is the source of this 1593-nucleotide messenger RNA. Its product is annotated as phosphoribosyl pyrophosphate synthase-associated protein 2. Lineage: Eukaryota; Metazoa; Arthropoda; Insecta; Hymenoptera; Halictidae. The record is from RefSeq and is a predicted model, not a curated record. Gene Ontology annotation, molecular function: ribose phosphate diphosphokinase activity; ATP binding; magnesium ion binding. Gene Ontology annotation, cellular component: cytoplasm; ribose phosphate diphosphokinase complex. Gene Ontology annotation, biological process: purine nucleotide biosynthetic process; 5-phosphoribose 1-diphosphate biosynthetic process.
UAUAUAUGUAUAUAAGAAAAUAAUUUACUGAAUUGAAAAAUUAAAUUACGACUUCGUACUCAGCAUAUGACAAUACAUUCAACUGAAGACACUACAUACAAGAACUGUGUGAAAAAACAAGUUGUAUUUCUUCCAAUAAUUUAAAACGCUAAUAUAAAAGUUCGCGAUACAAAUUAUAUGAUACUUAAAUUAUUUCUUCAUAAGAAAAAGUUGGCACUUCUGAAUUAAGCAGCUGUUUAGAACGCAAGUACACAGUAAAUCGUUCAAGGCCAACGUGAACAAAACUCGAAAAAGUUGGAUCGAAUUCGAUUUUUUACUUUGUGUAUUUAAAUCGAAUAAUUAGUAACAUAUCAUUCAUAAAGCUAGAAAAAUAUUGCCAUCUUUUAGAAAACAAUCUUAAUAUGGAUAAACCUGUAUCUUCUGAUAUUGUACUUAUUGCUGGUAAUUCUCAUCCAGAGCUUGCAAAUCUUAUUGCUAAUCGAUUGGGCGUUAAGCAUGGAGGAUGUUCCGUAUAUCAUAAAUCAAAUCGUGAAACCAUGGUCGAGAUUGGAGACUCUGUACGCAGUAAAGACCUGUAUAUCAUACAAACCGGCACAAAGGAUGUAAAUAAUAAUAUAAUGGAACUUCUGAUUAUGGCAUAUGCAUGCAAAACUUCUUCAGCAAAAAAUAUUGUUGGUGUUAUUCCAUAUUUACCAUACUCUAAACAAUGUAAAAUGCGUAAACGUGGUUGCAUAGUAUCAAAAUUAUUAGCAAAAAUGCUUUGCAAGAGUGGAUUAACUCAUAUCAUUACAAUGGAUCUACAUCAGAAAGAAAUACAAGGAUUUUUCGAUGUUCCAGUGGAUAAUUUACGUGCUAGUCCAUUUUUACUUCAAUAUAUUCAAGAAUCUAUUCCAGAUUACCAUAAUUCUGUAAUAGUUGCCAGAAAUCCUGGUAGUGCUAAAAAAGCAACCAGCUACGCUGAAAGAUUACGUUUGGGUAUAGCAGUGAUACAUGGAGAACAGCGAGAAGCGGAAUCAGAUAUGAAUGAUGGACGUUAUUCUCCACCUGCUUUAGCAUCACGAACAAUGGAAGUUGGAGUUGGUGUUCCAAUGCAUCCUGCCAAAGAAAAACCACCAAUUAAUGUUGUAGGAGAUGUGGGUGGACGCAUAGCUAUCAUGGUGGAUGACAUGAUAGAUGAUGUUCAAUCUUAUGUAGCUGCAGCAGAAGUUCUUAAAGAAAGGGGAGCGUAUAAAAUUUAUGUAUUAGCUACGCAUGGACUUUUAAGUUCUGAUGCACCAAGAUUAAUAGAAGAGUCUCCAAUCGAUGAGGUUGUUGUAACAAAUACAGUACCUCAUGAUGUCCAAAAAAUGCAGUGCCCAAAAAUAAAAACCGUCGAUAUCAGUAUUUUGCUGGCUGAGGCUAUUAGACGUAUUCAUAAUAAGGAAUCAAUGUCGUAUUUAUUUAAAAAUGUCACUUUGGAAGAUUAAAAAAUACAUUGAAGUAAUAGAUGUUAAGCAUAAAGCAGUUUCCACAUCCUGGGACCAUACUCUAAACAUAUCUAUUAAAUUUUGUUUAUUAUUUUACAGAUUAAUGAACAUGCUAGUCUGUACAAAA